UAGAGGCAGUUGAUCAUAUCUGUUCUCAUGCAGGAAAGCACAACAGAGAUGGCAGCAAAGUUUCCUGAUCAAGUGAUUGCUAUCAAGUCACCUUUAGAAAACACUGAACAACCACGAUUCAAGCAAGUUCAAUUGGACAAAGAAGCAGUUGAUUUCUAUGAGAACAAUUUUAAAACAGAUGAAAACAUUGUCAAAAUAGUUCCGCCAAUAUUCUCUUAUAAAGAAGAAGGGCCUGAAUAUAAAAUUCAAAAUCCUCCUAAGUCACCAAGUGAGGCUAAGGACUAUGCUGGUGCCAAUCUUGAACCGAAGCCAAGAAGAGAUUCAUUCACAAAAUGUGAUGAAUCAGAACUGUCCAUUUUUAGACGAUUUGAAAAUCUGAAGGAAUCAAUGUUUGUCAUAAGAGGGCUGCUGUUUUCUGAUUAUUAUGAUACGCAUAAGGAGGAAAAAGAUGAAAAGAUGGAAAAAGAUAAAAAGAGGUAUAAGGGUGAUCAUGACUUUGUUGUAAUACAUCGAAAAGGCAUCAUGUUCAUGCAAGUGAAGGCUGUAGAUAAGAAAAAAAAAAAAAAAAAAAAAAAAAAAAAAAAAAAACAGCUACGUAAGGACAAGGCUUUUUUGGAAGAAAUUACAGAAAGCAUCGAAGAUAAACAUCUAGCAAAAGAAAUGAAGUCCCUGCUUUUAAAUGCCCAGCAUCUACAACAGGUAUUUGCAACCCCAAAUAUUGAUCAAAAGUCAGAUAAUGGCGAAAAUUACUUUAAAAGACUAUAUCGAGAUGACGUUGCAGAUGAUAAGGCCUUCCGUGAAUGGUGGGACAGAAAUGCAAGAGAUGCAAAAGAUUGUAUUAGUAAAGAACUAUACAACUUUCUUUCUGCAAAAUAUAUAUAUAUUCGCCACUUAGCGCAUGAGAGGAAAAAUACAAGACCUGCAGCACUGACAAGCGACGCUUACAAAAAAACUACCUCCAAGGUUACAUCAAAAGAAUGGCUUCUUUUGAUUCCUGAACAACUCAAUCUUUUACAUGAUGAAACUCGCUUCAAAUACAUUGAUGGUCCACCAGGGUCAGGUAAAACAGAGAUUCUUGAGCUGAAGGUUAAGAUGAUUUUGGAAGCCAAUCCAGAGGACACUGUUCUUAUCAUCACAGUUGCAAAGGGCAUUGCAAAGAAAAUAGAACUUGACCUCCUGCAUGGAACAAGAGUCACUGUCAAAUCAAUAGAUCCUAAGAAAUUUGAUGUUGAAAAGGAAGAAAGGGAAAAAUAUAACCACAUCUUCAUUGAUGAAGCACAAGAUAUUCUCAAAAAAACUAUCCCAUUCUUUCAGGAAAAUAUUAUUAUUUCAAAAGAGAAAGGGUUUUUCUGGUUGUUUCUUGAUCAAGUUCAAACACUGCAUUGGAAUGAAGAUACCAUUGCUGAAGAUUUCUUCUCAGGCAACAAACCUGAAUGCACUACACAUUUAGGAAAAAUAAUGCGAAUGCCUGCAGAAUUGACUAAUUUUUUCAAAAAGUAUGACACCAUUUCUGAAUAUAGAAAUACUUCAGUUGGACACAAUGUUGUUGGACCAAAGGUAAAACAAGAAAAAACAUAUUCACCAGAGCGUCUCAUGGAAUUAAUUGACCAAAACAAAAAGCAUCACACAACAAUACUAUUUCAAAAUGAUAAAGACAUGAAUGACUUCAAGAAAAAAUGUGGCACUAAGUACUCUUUUCAAAAUGGUGAAGAAAAGGUUGGAAAUAGCAAGGAUGCCGAUUUAGACACUAUCACUGUAGACACUAUUGAAAACUUUAGGGGACUUGAAGAUACAGUGGUUAUUGUAUGCUUAAACAUUGAAGAAGAGAUAAGUGCUGAUCUUCUGCGUAUUGCUUUUUCAAGAUCAAACUGUUCCCUCCAUGUCUUAGGUUCAGAGGGACUUCCCACUGGUUUAAAGAUGGUCCAAGGUCACACUUUUACUAGGUCCGGUGUUCAGGAUGCUAUUCAAAUUAAGUACAAUUAAGUAAAGAAAAAAGGUGCAUGGUCCUUUAUCAGUCAUAACAUUUUCAAAAUUUUGUAUAAUAUUACUAGACUCUUGGAGGCACAUGGCCUAUUGUGAAUAACUGGUGGAAAUUAAAUAACUGGUGGUCAUGAAGAGCAGCAAUUGAGGCCUAUUUACCUCAGCAAAUAUAUUAUGGCAAUACAUCAAUCUAUAUUGUAGCAAUACGACAAUGUUUAUUGUGGCAAUACAACAAUGUAUAUAUUGUAGCAAAGCCAGAUGUAUAUUGUAGCAACACAACAAUGUAUAUUGUGGAAAUCAAACAAUCUGUAUUGAAACAAUGUAACAUAUUAAAGCUUUUUAGCUGAAAAAAUUGUAGUUCAUUAGUAGACAUUAGCACUGUUCCACAGCUGGAUGACUCUAACUGCAGUUAGCGUCAUUCAAGACAGUCGUCGAAAUUCUUUUGUUUUUGACAAAC
Molecule: messenger RNA, 2437 nt
Organism: Owenia fusiformis
Lineage: Eukaryota; Metazoa; Annelida; Polychaeta; Sabellida; Oweniidae
Source: the annotation of a GenBank genome assembly